AUGCCAUCAAAAAAAUCUGACAAAGAUGAUUCGGCGAAGUCUUCCAAGAAAAAAACAGUUCCAUCCCGUUUAGCUAAAGAAGAUAUCACUGCCAUAGUAUUUGCCGAGCAACUCAAAGCCAGGAUAAAAAAAGUCAAUGCCCAUUACCAUAUAGGUUCUACAACUAUCAAAAAAAUAUGGGUGUCAUCCAAUCCUUACGAACAUGCCAACUCGAUAGGGGAACCCAACUUGCCUGAAUGGUAUAAUAAGAAUGCUAAAUUCAAGGAGUCUGAAACAUCUCCCAACGCCUCUCAAGAAACAGUCUUACCUGAGGAAACGAAGCUUCUCGUUAAAGAACCCAAUAUAGUUAAGCAAGAUAUCAGUGAAAAACGAAAAAAGAAAGAGGCUGAAAUGGAGCGGAUUGCAAAACGGAUAAUUAGAUCAGAAUUAGGUAGGAUAAUCCAAGCUGAAGACUGA
Entrophospora candida is the source of this 456-nucleotide messenger RNA. Lineage: Eukaryota; Fungi; Glomeromycota; Glomeromycetes; Entrophosporales; Entrophosporaceae. The record is from the annotation of a GenBank genome assembly.